AUGUUGGACAUUGAAGAUUUCAUCGAGGAGCGCGGGGGAAACCCCGAGAAGAUCAGAGAGAGCCAGCGUCGCCGAAACGAGUCUGUUGAGCUGGUCGACGAGGUUAUUGCCCUGUGGCAGGAUGCCCGAAAAGCUCAGUACGAGGUGACGCAAAUCGGCACGCAAAUCAACGGUGUCCAGAAGGAGAUUGGGCUCAAGAAGCGGGCCAAGGAGGAUGCGACCGAGCUACUCCAGCAGAAGGAGGAGUUGACCCAGAAGAAGAAGGCCCAGGAGGAGGCUGCCGCCUCCAAGAACGCCGAGCUGAGGGCCAAGGCCCGCACCGUCGGAAACUACGUGCACGAUUCCGUCCAUGUCAGCGAGAGCGAGGACAACAACCAAAUCGUCAAGACCUGGAAGCCCGAGGGCUUUGAGGAGACCAAGAAGGCGGCCCUUUCUCACCACGAGGUGCUCUGGAGACUUGGCGGAUACGACCCCAUUCGCGGCGUCAAGCUUGUCGGCCACCGAGGUUACUGCCUCACCGGCUACGGCAUGUUCUUGAACAUGGCCCUUGUCAACUACGCCACCGAGCACCUGUUCAACAAGGGUUUCACUCCUAACCAGCCCCCUUUCAUGCUCGACCGCGAACAGAUGGCCAAGACGGCCCAGCUGUCCCAGUUUGACGAAGAGCUCUACCGUGUCUCGGAAGGCAGCGAGAAUUCCGACGCCGACCGAUACCUGAUUGCCACCAGCGAACAGCCCCUCUCAUGUCUCCACGCCGACGAGUGGCUCCUGCCCAACCAGCUCCCGAUCAAAUACUGCGGUUACAGCACCUGUUUCCGAAAGGAGGCCGGCAGCCACGGCCGUGAUGCUUGGGGUGUCUUCCGUGUGCAUCAGUUCGAGAAGGUGGAGCAGUUUGUGCUCUGCAACCCCGACAACAGCUGGGACCACUUCGACGAGAUGAUGACCAACUCAGAGGAGUUUUACCAGUCUCUGAAGCUCCCCUACCAGGUUGUUGGUAUUGUCUCUGGAGCGCUGAACAAUGCGGCUGCCAAGAAGUACGAUCUUGAGGCCUGGUUCCCGUUCCAGUCUGAGUACAAGGAGCUCGUCUCAUGCUCAAACUGCACGGACUACCAGACCCGAGAGCUGGAGAUCCGCCACGGCUCAAAGAAGGGCAAGACCGUUGUUGGAGGUGGACGGAAGGAGUAUGUGCAUGCUCUGAACGCGACCCUUUGCGCGACCGAGCGAACCCUAUGCUGUGUCUUGGAGAACUACCAGACGGAGGAAGGCUUGGUGGUACCCGAGGUGCUCCGAAAGUACAUUCCUGGCCAGCCCGAAUUCCUGCCUUUCACCAGGGAAAUGCCCGAGAAGUCUGAGCGAACCGAGAAGAAGGACACUACCAAGAAGGAGAAGGCUCUGCCGGUGCGAGAGACCAAGGCUUAG
Ilyonectria robusta is the source of this 1419-nucleotide messenger RNA. RefSeq lists its product as uncharacterized. Gene Ontology annotation, molecular function: serine-tRNA ligase activity; ATP binding; tRNA binding. Lineage: Eukaryota; Fungi; Ascomycota; Sordariomycetes; Hypocreales; Nectriaceae. The record is from RefSeq and is a predicted model, not a curated record. Gene Ontology annotation, biological process: seryl-tRNA aminoacylation. Gene Ontology annotation, cellular component: cytosol. The transcript has 5 exons. The coding region runs from base 1 to 1419 and encodes 472 amino acids.